Molecule: messenger RNA, 2052 nt
Organism: Cynara cardunculus var. scolymus (artichoke)
Lineage: Eukaryota; Viridiplantae; Streptophyta; Magnoliopsida; Asterales; Asteraceae
Product: probable ADP-ribosylation factor GTPase-activating protein AGD5
Exons: 11
Coding region: 599-1885 (428 amino acids)
Molecular function (GO): GTPase activator activity
Source: RefSeq, a predicted model, not a curated record
CUAAAUAAACAUCAUCAACUUUUGUAACGAUGCAACGGGUUAUUAUAUUGCUUAAGAAGUUGUAAUAAGAAUGUUGCAAAUUUUAUGGAAUUGGGAUAGUGAAUUAUGGAUUUUGCUGCAUGAGACCUCUUGAUGAAUAAUGUCUAUUUAUCAUGGUAGAUGAGAUGGUUUUAUGUGGUGAUUGUUGGUGCUGGAUUUUAUGAUCCAUCUGGGGAACUCCUCUGAUGACCUGCAAAAGGACGAAUGCAAGAGGGUUCCCCCUAUUUGACAUGCCUGGCACUCUCUUCUAUUUAUGGUUUAGGAGGUAGAUAAAGAUUAGAAUCCUCGACGACUUUAGAGUUUUAGUUGUGUCUCUUUUUGAGAUGGUUAAGCUUUUAGGUUAAGCUUGGUCUUCAUGACACGAGACCCUAUUUGUGUACAUAUGCUCCGUAUCAUCAUGCUAUAAUGUCCUUAAUCUGGUAUCAUAUCCAAACAGUGAUCAAAUUUUAGUUAGUUGGAUGUGAAAUUGGUGGGACACUCUAUCAUGGCUCAGUAAAGACGAACUGACAUUUUUUUAAUGGUUUUUAAGUUGUUAAAAAAUUGUAACAUUCCUUUUUGAAUGCUAGAAUUUAACUGGAUAAAACGAGAACAGAAUUACGAUUACGUGGUGAUCAAGUUCAAUCACUUGGUUCUAAGAUUGAUACUGGAGGGGCAACUUAAAUUACCAGAGAAUCGGGAAUGCGCCGACUGCAAAAGCAAGGGUCCAAGAUGGGCUAGCGUAAAUCUUGGAAUUUUUAUAUGUAUGCAAUGUUCUGGGAUUCAUAGAAGUCUUGGAGUACACAUUUCAAAGGUGAGAUCUGCUACACUUGAUACAUGGCUACCUGAUCAGAUUGCAUUUAUACAAACUAUGGGAAAUAAGAAAUCAAAUAGCUUUUGGGAAGCUGAAUUGCCUCCCAGAUACGAUAGAGUUGGGACUGUGAACUUCAUUCGUGCAAAGUAUAUAGACAAAAGAUGGAUUUCUCGUGAGCGAAAAGUUGAAGAUCAUUUGAGUAUAAAACGAGAAGAGAAUGUUUCAGUUUAUAAACCUGUGACCACAACCAGUGCCUCAACUAGGGUCAUUGUCCAUUUACCUGAGCCAAAACAGACCCCUCAGCUUUACAAUAUGAACAAAAGUAUACCUCACGUUCCUCCUAAAGUUCUUGAUCAGCAGAUCAUUGUUCGACCCAAACAAAUUGAACCUGAAUCAAAAACAGAGAAACCUAAAGCUGUGGAGAUUGUAUUGGAUCGGAAGGUUGAUGAUUAUCAUGCCACUGAUCUUUUCGAUCUGCCACGGGCAGAAAAUGGCCCCAGUCCUUCUGUUAGUGAUGAGAAUCCAAUACCAAGAAUCCAAACAUCUGGUCCAAUGUUACCGGUGGCAGAAGACAAUGAUGCCAAGAAAUCAAGUAACAAAGUGCAAAUUAAGUCCGAAUUUGAGGAUCUGUUUCAAGGGUUAGAUUGGGUUGUGCCGGUGCCGCCUCUUACUCAAGAACCUUAUAAAGAAGUAAAAACCGACAAUGUGAAUCUUUCCGAGAAGUCAACCAUGGUGCCACCAUUUUCCGUUGAGCAACAAGUAGCAGUUCAUACUCAACGACAAUCUAAGUUUGUGGGUAAUAAUCAAAAUGGCAUGAAUGGUCUCCACCGUCUUCCAAAUCAGAUGGGAAACAUCAAAGCUUCACAACCUAUUGGAAAUCCCGGUUUUUACACAAUAACCAGUAUGUAUGGUUCAAAUAGAGCUGGCAUGAGCACCAAAAGUUUAGGAGCAAGUAGACCGUCCACGACAUCUAAGGGAUCGUUAAGCAUCCCGACUCAGUUAGGAGGCGAAUACGACUUCUCGUCAUUAACGCAGGGGAUGUUUACAAAACGAUAGUCAAUUUCGUCCAUUGGUUUUUAAUCAUAGAAAAUAGAAGUCGAUAGUAAUUUAAUUAUUGAUUUGAAGUUGUAUAUUUGCAUUUCAUUUGAAUUGUUGUGUUCUUUAAACGAAAUAAUAGAAGUGUAUUUCAUUUCAAUAGAAGAAAGAAAAGCAUGCAUUUGUUU